GCAGUCACCUUUUUAGUACACCGCAUAACCUCUCUGAUUUUACCAUAACAAAACAUCUACAACUUUUCGUCGUAUUUAAAAUGAUUCGCUAAAGAUUGAGACCAAUUAUUUGAUCAAAUUUAUAAAAUGUUGCCCGCUCUGCUGAGAAGCGUAAAAAUCGGAUUUUCCAUCGUCAACCAUAAAUCAUGUCAAUUAUAUUCGCAAAAUGUAGCCGUACCUCUCAUGAGGAAGAAGCUAAAGUCCAAGACGAAAGAUGCACUGCAAUUCAUUGAUGUGAAACAUGUCCGGGUAUUUGGUGGAAAAGGUGGCGACGGUUGUGUGUCAUUCCUCUCACUAUGGUGUAAUGAGAAUGCUGGACCGGAUGGAGGCGAUGGUGGCAACGGUGGACAUGUUGUAUUUAAAUCCACUUACAAUGUCAAUAACUACAGUCACAUUCUGUCCAUAAUUCGCGCCGACGAAGGUGGUAAGGGAUAUCCGAAAAAUCAACAUGGAAAGAAUGCCGAGCACAACAUCGUACAGGUACCGGUCGGAACAAUAGUUAAAAAUCAGCAAGGAAAAGUGGUUGGCGACUUGAAUGCUGAAGGAAUGAUGUUUGUCGCUGCUAGAGGUGGUGCGGGUGGAAAAGGUAAUCGAUUUUUCAUAACGGAACAGGAAUACGCUCCAAAGAUAUGCGAACACGGCGCUGACGGUGAAGUGCUUUCAUACGUCAUAGAGUUGAGAAGCAUGGCACACAUUGGAUUGGUUGGCUUCCCGAAUGCUGGAAAGAGUACACUACUGCAAGCGGUAACCAGAGCCAAGCCAAAAAUUGCCCCAUAUCCAUUUACAACAUUGAGACCACAUCUGGGUAUGGUGCAAUACGACGAUUAUGUACAGAUAGCCAUUGCGGAUCUGCCGGGACUAAUACCUGGAUCGCAUGAAAAUAAAGGCUUGGGCAUACAGUUUCUGAAACACGCUGAAAGAUGUGCCGUACUGAUGUUCAUUGUGGAUGCAUCGUGUGACGCUCCAUGGGAACACAUCAACAUUCUCAAAUUUGAGCUGGAAUCGUUCAGUAAAGAACUUGCGAGUAGACCACAGAUUAUCGUGGCCAACAAAAUCGAUUUGCCGGAAGCUGAAGACAAUGUGCGCGUUUUGCGGGAGAAAUUUAACGUUCCCAUAUUCACGAUUAGCGCUAAAAUGGGCACGAAUGUGACUAGCCUGCUGGGUGAGCUGAGAAAAUUGUACGACCAAAUGGAGGAUCGAAACGAGACGACGGACGAUUGAAGCGUAAACAAAGUUUGUAAUUCAACAACAAAAAAUAAAUGACAAAAGCUAGAACGUA
Bradysia coprophila is the source of this 1318-nucleotide messenger RNA. RefSeq names its product mitochondrial ribosome-associated GTPase 2. Gene Ontology annotation, molecular function: GTP binding; magnesium ion binding; GTPase activity. NCBI's taxonomy places the organism in Eukaryota, Metazoa, Arthropoda, Insecta, Diptera, Sciaridae. The record is from RefSeq and is a predicted model, not a curated record. Gene Ontology annotation, cellular component: mitochondrion.